AUGCUGCCGCGCGCCACAAUUGGGACUGCCCUAAUCUAAGCCGGCUUGACGGCGACCAACACGCAGCUUCCUCAAUCUCUUGACUCUUGCGUUUAGUCGCGAUCGAGUGCCGGCCGAAAGUGGAUCAUCGAGCAGAGGAAGUCCAAGAUGCUACCGUUCAAUUUGCAUCCCACCCUGAUAUGGGCUAUCGCGUUCUGCUGUCUUUGCGUAACGAUGUACCUCUGCACCUUUCGAUCAUAUCUCAAAGGAGUCAAGGGACCGAUCUCACAGCUUGCCUCAAGCAUGCCACUCUCAAAUUUCACACCGAAAGUGCGCAAUUCGGCAGUUACAAUCUUUGUGAUAGACGUUGAAGCAGCCAAAAUGGGGCAGGACCACGUGCUCCAGGGCAGUCCUGCAACGCUCAACAUGGAAGCGAUACUCAAAUCGCAGAAGGUGAAACCAUUUGACAGUGCUUCCAGUGAGUUGGCUCAGUCGGACAGUCUGACAAAUUUGCUUCUGUGUGACGAAAAAUCGGAUUCGUUAAGGCUUUAG
Messenger RNA from Culex quinquefasciatus (southern house mosquito), 531 nucleotides. RefSeq lists its product as uncharacterized. NCBI's taxonomy places the organism in Eukaryota, Metazoa, Arthropoda, Insecta, Diptera, Culicidae. The transcript is spliced from 3 exons. The record is from RefSeq and is a predicted model, not a curated record. Bases 148 to 531 code for a protein of 127 amino acids.